Molecule: messenger RNA, 1865 nt
Organism: Symphalangus syndactylus (siamang)
Lineage: Eukaryota; Metazoa; Chordata; Mammalia; Primates; Hylobatidae
Gene: FDPS
Product: farnesyl diphosphate synthase
Biological process (GO): trans, trans-farnesyl diphosphate biosynthetic process
Cellular component (GO): cytoplasm
Molecular function (GO): dimethylallyltranstransferase activity; (2E,6E)-farnesyl diphosphate synthase activity
Source: RefSeq, a predicted model, not a curated record
UUCUGGGUUGUGUUUGUGUUUCUUUGUCUCUAGUGUGCUACAGCCAAAUUUAGAGUGAAUCACUCCAAGGGUUAACUAAUGUGGGGAGCCUCUUUUGGCAUUAGAUACGAAGAUGGCUAUAGAUAGUUGUAGACAGUGUGGACUGGGGCCUCGAGACUGGACAGAGAGGUGUCAGCUCUUUCCUCUGAGCAAAGGAUGGCUAUAAAAGUGACAGAGGAGGCCGGGCAUGGUAGCUCACGCCUGCAAUCCCAGCACUUUGGGAGGCCGAGCGGGGCGGAUCACCUGAGUUCCGGAGUUCGAGACCAGCCUGACCAACAUGGAGAAACCCCAUCUCUACUCUAAUACAAAAUUAGCUGGAUGUGGUGGCGCAUGCCUGUAAUCCCAGCUACUCGGGAGGCUGAGGCAGGAGAAUCGCUUGAACCUGGGAGGCAGAGGUUGCAGUGAGCCGAGAUCGCAUCGUUGCACUCCAGCCUGGGCAACAAUAGCAAAACUCCAUCUCAAAAAAAAAAAAAAAAGUGACAGAGGUCUUCCAAAGGCUAUUCGGAAGCAGAGAUUGAAAACUGGCAGCUCACUGAUAGUUUUUUGAAAAUGUUUUACAAUUAAGUCUCCUAAAUUUAACAAAGAGAUUUCACACUAAAACCUAGAUUUCUAGCAUGGCUUAGGAAAUUGUAAGAUUUGGGUCCAUGUUCCUGCUUAGCAACAAUCAGCUGAAGCUGAGUGGAUGCAACUUCUCCAAGAUGGCAUGUGUUCUCCUGUGUGCUUUCUCGGGUUUGCUCCAAUCCCUGCAUCCCCUCCUCUUCUAUACCAGUUCAUCUUGGUCUUGAAGGUGUCUAGUUUGCUGGCAUGGCCUAAAGCUUUCAUUAGUGGCAGGGGGACUGGGUUCUGGGAGGGGUGCCAUGCCCGAGGAGGACGGCAGUGAGCCCAAAAGGGAAGAGCAUUCAGAACUUGGUGAGUGACGAUGAUGCUGAGUUCCUGGCCUGAGAGGAGCAGCUGGCUCAAGGGAAGACGUGCUGAGCACAGUCAGCCCGGCUGCAAGCUUUCUUCCUGGUGGCAGAUGACAUCAUGGAUUCAUCCCUCACCCGCCGGGGAAAGAUCUGCUGGUAUCAGAAGCCGGGUGUGGGUUUGGAUGCCAUCAAUGAUGCUAACCUCCUGGAAGCAUGUAUCUACCGCCUGCUGAAGCUCUAUUGCCGGGAACAGCCCUAUUACCUGAACCUGAUUGAGCUCUUCCUGCAGAGUUCCUAUCAGACUGAGAUUGGGCAGACCCUGGACCUCAUCACAGCCCCCCAGGGCAAUGUGGAUCUUGUCAGAUUCACUGAAAAGAGGUACAAAUCUAUUGUCAAGUACAAGACAGCUUUCUACUCCUUCUAUCUUCCUAUAGCUGCAGCCAUGUACAUGGCAGGAAUUGAUGGUGAGAAGGAACACGCCAAUGCCAAGAAGAUCCUGCUGGAGAUGGGAGAGUUCUUCCAGAUUCAGGAUGAUUACCUUGACCUCUUUGGGGACCCCAGUGUGACCGGCAAAAUUGGCACUGACAUCCAGGACAACAAAUGCAGCUGGCUGGUGGUUCAGUGUCUGCAACGGGCCACUCCAGAACAGUACCAGAUCCUGAAGGAAAAUUACGGGCAAAAGGAGGCUGAGAAAGUGGCCCGGGUGAAGGCGCUAUAUGAGGAGCUGGAUCUGCCGGCUGUGUUCUUGCAAUAUGAGGAAGACAGUUACAGCCACAUUAUGGCUCUCAUUGAACAGUACGCAGCACCCCUGCCCCCAGCCAUCUUUCUGGGGCUUGCGCGCAAAAUCUACAAGCGGAAAAAGUGACUUAGAGACUGCAAGGGCGGGGAGAGGAGGCUCUCAAUAAAUAAUCGUGUAACCUU